AUGAAGCAGAAGCAGCAGCUUGAGGAGGAAGAAGAGCGAGGAGACAUGGGAGAGCGUAAGGUGCUGAACAAGUAUUAUCCGCCGGACUUCGAUCCUGCGAAGCUUCCCCGGCUCAGGCGACCGAAGAACCAGCAGAUCAAGGUUCGUAUGAUGCUUCCGAUGAGUGUCCGAUGCGGUACCUGCGGGAAUUAUAUCUACAAGGGAACCAAGUUCAAUUCCCGUAAAGAAGAUGUUAUCGGAGAGACGUAUCUCGGGAUUCAAAUCUUCAGAUUCUACUUCAAGUGCACCAAGUGCUCUGCAGAGCUGACAAUGAAGACGGAUCCACAGAAUUCUGAUUACAUUGUGGAAUCUGGAGCAAGUCGUAAUUAUGAGCCCUGGCGUGCAGAAGACGAGGUGGUUGAUAAGGAUAAACAGAAAAGAGAUGCUGAAGAGAUGGGGGACGCGAUGAAGUCCUUGGAGAACAGAACUUUGGAUUCGAAAAGAGAGAUGGACAUUAUAGCUGCGCUUGAUGAGAUGAAAUCAAUGAAGUCUAGACACGCUACUGUGAGCGUAGAUGCAAUGUUGGAGGCCUUGCAAAGAACAGGCGCUGAGAAGGUAAAAAGAAUAGAAGAAGAAGACGAAGCAGUUAUAAAGUCCAUAUUUGGUAAGCAGAAAGAGAAAGAAAUUGUUAGGAGAAUCGCAGAUGAAGAAUUUGAUGAUGAUGAUGAUGAUGAUGAUAGCGAUGGUUCUCCGAGCCUUCAAAAGGAGAAGAAUGGAUCAUCUUCAGAUCUUUCAAAGAAGAGAAAGGCAUCAGAAGAAAGUCCAAGCAACCCCACAGAUGUUUUGACUAGUUCUUCUGCAGAAGAUCCGAAAGAGUCCAAGAAACGAGCUACCAAACAACCCUUCAAAGGCGUUCAGAUAAGAGUCAUCAAGAAGCAACCUCAACCAACUUCUUCGACGAUUCCAGCUCCUGCAAAACCAGAGGAUAAGAAGGAUGGUGUGGCGGCGAACAAUGGAUUAGCGUCUUUAUUCCAGAACUAUGGCAGCGAUGAAGACGAGGAUUGA
Microthlaspi erraticum is the source of this 1044-nucleotide messenger RNA. The record is from the annotation of a GenBank genome assembly. NCBI's taxonomy places the organism in Eukaryota, Viridiplantae, Streptophyta, Magnoliopsida, Brassicales, Brassicaceae.